Colletotrichum fioriniae is the source of this 219-nucleotide messenger RNA. NCBI's taxonomy places the organism in Eukaryota, Fungi, Ascomycota, Sordariomycetes, Glomerellales, Glomerellaceae. The record is from RefSeq and is a predicted model, not a curated record.
AUGACCCGUGGCAACCAGCGCGACAAGGCCCGUGAGGCUGCCCAGAAGAAGGCAGCUUCUCAGAAGAAGGGAAACACCAUGAGCGGCACGGAAAUGCAGCGCGCAAAGGAGUCUGCUGCUGAGAUUAUGCGGCAGAAGCAGGCCAACGGUGAGUCACUACUCAAGUUCUGUUUGGAGUCGCUGCUCCCCAUGGCCGUCUCUCGUCUCAAUGUAGCGUAA